AGCGUGAUGACGUCACUGAUGGUCUGACAGCACUUCCUGGAGUGAUGUUUGUUGUGGGAAAUACCAACCGUGCUACUCGCCUGAGACUGGGCCCACGUUAACGGAACAAGAACGGACUAGUAACGGUUGCUCUACGUCUGGAGCAUGUGGCGGCUUUUUGACGGCGCCAUAUAAUCCAGAGGAACCGGGCCCAGGGACCAGGACCACGACGAGGAGGCGGAGUGUGGGGGGGACAUUGUCGGACAGCGGAGUAGCAGAACCCCGUCGACGGACAGACAGACAGCACGGAGCUGUCGCGAUGCGGUAGCUAAAACAUGGACAGCAGAAUCAAGGACAACCCAGAGAGAACUUUUGAUCUGGUCUUGCAAGUGACAUCUCCAGCAUCUAAAAAUGAGGAUCCAACCGUGCUGUGGAGCUUCCCCCAGGACCACACCGACCAGGAGCUUCUUCACACGGUACCAAAGUUCUGCUUUCCCUUUGACACGGAAAGGUUGUCCCAGAGCCACGUUGGACAGAACUUCACCUUUGUGCUGACCGAUAUCGACGGAAAGCAGAGGUUUGGGUUCUGUCGACUCACUCAAGGUUGCAGAGUCUGCAUAUGUCUGUUAAGUUAUCUUCCAUGGUUUGAGAUCUACUACAAGCUGCUGAACACCCUUGCAGACUACUUAUCCAGACAACAGGAUAAUGACUUGAAUGACAUGCUGAACUCUCUGUACGAUCUGCCGGUGCCAAAGCCCUUCACGCCAGUCAACCUGAGUGUGAAUAAGCAGUUGUAUAUUGCCACUGGGCAAGUACUGAGAGAUCAGCGAAGAAGCAAGGAGCCGCACUCCUACUUCAUCGCCCCGGAUAUCAAUGGACUGCCAACUAUCCCAGAGAGUAGAAACCUGACAGAGUACUUUGUGGCUGUGGAUGUCAACAACAUGCUCCAGCUCUACGCCAGUAUGCUGCACGAGCGGCGUGUCAUCAUUACCUCAAGCAAGCUGAGCACUUUAACUGCAUGUGUCCACGGUGCAGCUGCUUUGCUCUUUCCAAUGUACUGGCAGCAUAUCUUCAUCCCUGUGCUGCCCCCGCAUCUUCUGGACUACUGCUGUGCCCCCAUGCCAUACUUUGUGGGAGUUCAUCUUAGUCUGCUGGAGAGAGUACGCAGUCGAUCUCUGGAGGAUGUGGUCAUCCUGAAUGUGGACACCAACACACUGGAGAGUCCCUUUGACGAUCUGCACAACCUUCCCAGUGACGUGGUGUCCUCAUUGAAGAGCAAGCUUAAGAAGCAAUCCACGGCAACAGGAAGUGGCGUGGCAAGGGCCUUCCUGAGAGCGCAGGCCGCUCUGUUUGGAUCCUACCGGGACGCCCUUCGAUAUAAGCCUGGGGAGCCAAUAACAUUCUGCGAGGAGAGCUUUGUCAACCAUCGUUCGAGCACCAUGAGGAACUUUUUGUCCAUGGCUGUCAACCUGCAGCUUUUUAAGCAGUUCAUCGAUGGACGGCUGGCCAAAUUGAACGCAGGCCGCGGCUUCACUGACGUGUUUGAAGAAGAGAUCACAGAGGGGGGCUUCUGCGGAAGUAACUCAAGGUCCUACCAGCAGUGGAUGUACACUGUAAAGAGAGGAGGAGCGCUUAUCAAUACAGCAGUGACUAAGGCCAAAAGUCACGCCAAGCGGGGCAUCCGGGAUAUAAAAGGCCGCUUGAAAGCACGGGAAGGAGAAGAAGAGGGGAUAACGGUCUGUGCAGGGUCCCCCACGAGCACCAAGAGCCUGUCUCCAAGGCGACUACAGAGGAUGAGACGGCAGCAUAACUUCAACAAGUCUCCCGUGAGCGCGGGCCCGCGAGAUCUCGGCUUCGGGGUUGUUGAUGAUGAUGAGCUGGACAGUGCGAGCAAGAUUUCAUCAGAAGACAGCGGAGAUGUCCCCUCAUACACGGAAGACAGCGAUGACUCCUACUCUCUGGAUCUGGACAUCGACUCCUCGCACUCGGGGAAGAUGAACCUGCUUGAGGAGAUCCUGGACUCUCUGAGCACCACCACCAUGGAGCAGGGCAAGCUCAGCGCUGCCAAAAGUCUGGACUUCUUCAGGUCUAUGGAGGAUCUAGACUACCAGGCCCCGAGCAAACCGAGCCCUUCUGGCACCUGCCACCCCUCCAGUGAGAUGGCUGGUGAAGCCGGGGGAGAACAGGGGGGUUGGAACAUGGGUCAGGAUGACAGUGCAGUCCACGGGAAACACCUUCCACCGUCCCCACGUCGACAACCCAACAAGAGCAGCCUGAAGGUCUCCAAGAAGCCCCCCGUGCAUGUGACAGAUGAGCAGCUCGGCCCCCAUCCUCUACCUCCAGGGAGACAACCGGGAGACCGCUUCUCCUAUUCACCUUCAACGUCUCACAGAAUUCCACUCACGCCACCAUCUCCAAAUUCCUCUUACAUUUCUUCUUCUUCCAAUCACUCUCCACUGCCGAUGGUCCGUGUUCGGACCAUUUCAGAGCCCCAAACCAGCACCGAGCCCCCCCAAGCCCAGAACCCGCCAGGCUCCACUGGCAUCCUGAGGAGGAAGGUGCUCUCCAAGGAGACGGUGAGGAACUACAAGCAAAAGUCUCUACAGAGGCAGGCCAGCAAGGAGAGUCGGAUCAGGAAUUCUAUGCAGGUUCCCUGGGAGAAGGAUUAUACGGAGCGGGUCCCAGGUCACGCUCACGGUAAAGUCCUUGGGGCUACGGUGCAGGAUGGAGGUCUCCUGGAGGAGAUCGAGUCCAUGUGUUGUGUCGGGCCGGUCCUCCACAGCGGCCUGCAGCUGUCACAGGUUCACUGCAACAACCACAGCGAAGCCACAGAGCAGUCUUAACCUAGUUCUACCCACCUGCCACCCGUCUAUGUGGACACUUUCUAUGUCAGCACCAAACCACCAGGAAGCGGAAGAAACGUGAUGCCAUGGAGGGUCGAAAACAGGAAAAACUUGUAGAGUAGAACAAAGUCAUCACUUGUGGACAAGAAGGUGAUGUAUGGACGAAAGUAUUGGGACACACAUUUACAUAAAGACCAAGAUAAUACAGUGUUUCCCACAGGACUGCAAUCUAUUAGUGGCCAGCUCUUGGUUGGGGGUUGUUUUUUUUAUGUCAUAUCCCUCCUCCUACAUUUUCUUCUUCUCUGGCAGACCCGGUAAGUUGUAAUGUAUAGUGAAGCCGAAAAAGGAGCACUCAAAUGUAUCUAUGGCAGUCCACAGAUACAUUUGAGCAUUUGUGGCGGGCCCACCACAAAUACAUGUGGACCGCCAAAGAUAAAUUUGAGCGUUUGUGGCAGGCCACCAUGCGGAGUGGACCUGCGACAAAUACAUGUGGACCACCACAGAUACAUUUGAGUAUUUGUGGUGAGCCCAUUCCACAUGGUGGCCCGCCACAAAUACAUGUGGACCACCACAGAUACAUUUGAGUAUUUGUGACGGGCCACCAUAUGGAGUGGGCCCGCCACAAAUGCAUGUGGACCGCCACAGAUAGAUUUGAGCAUUUGUGACGGGCCACCAUGCAGAGCAGGCCCACCACAAAUACAUGUGGACCGCCAAAGAUAAAUUUGAGCAUUUGUGUCAGCCCACUCCACAUGAUGGCCCGCCACAAAUACAUGUGAACCGUCACAUCAACCACAAAUACAUGUGGUUAUAAUGUUAUAAUCUGUGGUGGUCCACAUGUGGAGUGGGCCCACCACAAAUACAUGUGGACCGCCACAGAUAGAUUUGAGCAUUUGUGGCGGGCCACCAUGCAAAGCGGGCCCACCACAAAUACAUGUGACCGCCAAAGAUAAAUUUGAGCAUUUGUGGUGGGCCACCAUGCGGAGUGGACCUGCGACAAAUACAUGUGGACCACCACAGAUACAUUGGAGUAUUUGUGGCGGGCCCACUCCAUAUGGUGGCCCGCCACAAAUACAUGUGGUUGUAAUGUAUAAUGAAGCCGAACAAGGAGCUCUCAAAUGUAUCUGUGGCGGGCCACCAUGUGGAGUGGGCCCGCCACAAAUACAUGUGGACCGCCACAGACACAUUUGAGUAUUUGUGGCAGGCCCACUCCACAUGGUGGCCCGCCACAUCAACCACAAAUACAUGUGGUUGUAACGUAUAAUGAAACAGGGAGCACUCAAAUGUAUCUGUGGCGGGCCACCAUGUGGAGUGGGCCCGCCACAAAUACAUGUGGACCGCCACAGAUACUUUUGAGCGCUCGUUGUUGGGAGAAGGAUUAUACAGAGGGGGUUCCUUCACACCAAACAUCAUCCAAGCCUCCCUUGUGGUUGCGCACUCGGAGCAGAACGGAGACAUAUUAGUUCAUGUGGAAGUGGGAAGUGUGACCUAAGACUUUUGUCCAUUUGUUUCAUUUCAUCGCCAUUGGACCACAUUUCACUGGAUAAAUUGCACUUUUCGACGAACAAGAAAGAUCCUUUUGUCCAAAACUAAGAAAAAUAACGUCAGUCCCGAUGAGCCUUUGAUGCUAAUUGUACACUGUGUAAAAUAUCUAUGCCUUACUAUUCAUAGCCCUGCUAGCAGGUGUUGUCCAAUGGAAGGUGCGGGAUACUUGGUGUUGGAUUUAUAAUGUGCUGUAAGCUGCUGGUCAACGUUGCAUUCCAGAUGUGCAUGUACAGACCUCCAUUCUCCAUCUUCUUCUUCUUCUUCAGCUUCCGGUCGCACACUGAUGAUGAUAGCGUGUAUGAUUGUAACGACGCAACUGAGGCCGUACGAGUGACGUCUACAGUCUGAUUCUCCCAUGGAGAGAAACACUGCGUGCAAAAGGUUAAAAAAAAAAAAAAAAAAAUCUUUCCAUGCGCUCAGGUUGGUGUUAUUCCCGCGAUUGUUCUCCUGAUUUAGACCAGACGCCAGUCGGCCUGGCAGCCAUGCCCAUUAAUGCUUCGCUCAUAAAGUGGCUGGCGGGCAUCGAAAAGAGCAGACUUGAGUCGUUUUAACUCCAAAAAAGGACAACUCCAGACCCGACCGACACGAAGUGACUAUGCAAACGUUUUCCAACUCAAAAGCUACUACUUGAAAAAAACAUUAGCAAUCAGCGUAGUUUCCAAUGGGAAUAAGCCACAUGUCAGGUGUGUUGUGUGUCUUCACCAGUGUGUGGUGUGCCUUAUAUGAUAAGAGUAUCACCCUGGUACAGUAUUAAGUACAUUGCCCCUUUUCCACCAGUCACUUCCUGUUAGCCGUACCAUGCUUCCUGGAACGAAAAGCUUGCGUUUGCACAGCUCAAAGCGAACAAUCCAAUAUAAUCAGGACUACGGUUUUAUUUCUGGCAUAACCGUACAACUGGUCGUAGCAAAAAAAAUAGCAAAAAGUGAGUAAAAAAAUGUCAAGAACAAAAUGAACCUGCUUCUUCUGACACCCGCUGCUCGUUGAGAAGAGCAAUUUGUGUUUUCACGGUUUUUGUUUGUAGUCCUCACUAAAAACAGUUAUCCCUCGUUUAUCACGGUUACUGUGAUAAGUGAAUUUUCAAAGUAGGAUCCCCUUUUUAAUAAAUGAAAUAUUUCUGCAAUUUGAGCAAACAUUUCUGCAUAAACAUUUCUACCAAGGUAGCAUAAUAAAAGUAGCAUAGCAUAAUAUUAGCAGGUAAGGCAUUCCACAGUAUUGGAGCCAGAAUAGGAAAGACCCAAGAGCAUGCAUACUUCUUUCUGGCAUAACACUGAAAACUAAUCUUAUGUAAUCUUGUCAAUUUUAAACAGGAGAGGGCUAAGCAUUGAUCCUUGUGGUGCUCCGCAAUCGAAACCACAGUACUCAGAGGUCACAUUAUCAUAAACACGAUGUGUCCGAUCCAGGAGAUAACAUCUAAGCCAACAAAAUAUCAGUCCAGUAGCACCAGUAUGCAUUUGAAGGUAUUCCAGUAAGAUAUUUUCAAGGAUUUUCAAAAUAAAAGCCAGUUGUUCCAGAGAUGAAGUGACGAACAAUUACUGAUAUCUAGUGGCCGAUAUAGAAUACUACAUUCAUUUGUAUUUUAGUUAAUCUUCAGUAUGCAAAUGUUUUAAACAAUAGGUCGUAUUAACUGAGAUUUAUGAAUUAAUAUAUUUUUGAAAAAUCUUGAUACAUCGAAGCCGCGAAAUUCUAAGCUUAAUGUGGCCAGGGACGACUGUAGAGCAUAGCAACAAAGACCAGGUGCGAUAAAAUGUCUUUGAGUCAAAUGUACAAAU
This is a messenger RNA of Doryrhamphus excisus (bluestripe pipefish), 6133 nucleotides long. RefSeq names its product DENN/MADD domain containing 1B (gene dennd1b). The record is from RefSeq and is a predicted model, not a curated record. Gene Ontology annotation, cellular component: cytosol; intracellular membrane-bounded organelle; nuclear speck. Gene Ontology annotation, biological process: endocytic recycling; endocytosis. Gene Ontology annotation, molecular function: guanyl-nucleotide exchange factor activity; phosphatidylinositol phosphate binding. NCBI's taxonomy places the organism in Eukaryota, Metazoa, Chordata, Actinopteri, Syngnathiformes, Syngnathidae.